Molecule: messenger RNA, 3735 nt
Organism: Cladocopium goreaui
Lineage: Eukaryota; Dinophyceae; Suessiales; Symbiodiniaceae
Source: the annotation of a GenBank genome assembly
AUGUUUUUGCACCAUUCGCUGCCACGUCUCUUGCAGGUGGCGGAGGUGCGGGAACAGCACUCUCUUUGCAGACGGAGCCCAAAGUGCAGGCUGAGGACUGUGCUGGAGCAACAACUGUCAGCCUUUCGGGAGUGGCUGAAACAAGGUUCCGUAGAUCUCGGCGCUGUGCGAUUGAGAAGAUCCCCUAUGGGAGGCCUUGGUCUCUUUGCCGCCCGCGACUUUGAGGAGGGAGAUGUGAUCUUCGAAGUGCCGCGCAAUCUGUGCAUUGAGGUGGGGACAAAAAACUUCGAUGUCAGCGACGAACCGAACGUCUUGUGGCGGGCAGCUCAGAGCUAUGACGUGGAUGCCUUCCUGGAUCCGUCGGCGAAGAAAGCGGUUCUGUCCUUAUCUCAACGCUUGCUGCUGGAGCGUCAAAAAGGCGCCGCUUCUAGCUUUGCGGAGUAUCUCGCCGUGCUGCCGGAUCCUCCGUCCUUGCAUCCCUUGCAGCUCCGAUGGCCCAAAGAGCUGGUCGUUGGCAGCGCGCUGUUGUCGCGAAUGCACAGCACCAUCCUGGAACGUGAUACCGCUUGUAUGGAGGAGCUUCUGGCCUUUGAAAGAGUCUGGAAGGGUCGUCUCUGGGCGCUGUCGUCGGUCUGGACCCGUGCGGUGCAUCUGGUGGGCGACGACUCCGAGAAGUUGGCCUUGGUGCCGUUGAUGGAUUUCAUGAACCAUUGGACUCCCGAAAGUGGCACCACUGAGACCUGGUCGUGUUUCUACGAGGUGCAACCGGACGCAAACGCAGUGGUAGUGCUGGCGGAACGGCGGAUUUCGAAAGGCGAAGAACUCACCUUACUCUACGGAGAGUUCUCAGAUGCUCAGCUGCUGUGCAACUACGGCAUCUGCCCGGACAUGCCUGGCAGGAAUGCUUGGGAUGAGGCGCCAGUGAGCAUUGGUCCAUACGUGCUAACAUCUCCAGCGACAGCCUCCGCGCCCGAGGGAUCCUUGGUGGCCGCCAGGGCUGCGUGCCUGUCGCGCCAUGGCUGGACGCUGGAGGGCUCCUUGAUUUUCACCGUGCCUCAAGAUCUUCGACCCUCAGGAGGCUUGUUGGCCUUGGCUCGUUUGCUGUCACUGGAGACGGUGGAGGAGGUAGAGGAGAUGGAAGAUCGGAUCUUCUGGAUGGAUACACCAGGUGGUGAGGCCAAAGAGCCUUUGAACCUGGCACUGGAGGAACGAGCAUGGCAGCGCAUCAUCGAGUGGCUCGAAGAGGCCUUCCAGACCUCCUCCCGUGCGGCCUCCGACGCCACGGACGCCUUUGCGCGCGCCGUUCCGCGGAGUACGGAGCGCCGGAUGGCGGAGGCGCUCAGCGCAGUGCUGCUUGGGGAAGCGACGGUGCUGGCGCGCGCCAAAGAAGCGGCCAUUGCUCGACUGCAGCGCUACCAGCGACGCCAAGGGAAGGUGCUGGGAGAAGAAGCCUGGCGCAAGAGGCAGAUGAAGAUGAAACAGGACUGGCGGGUGGAAGUGAGAGUGACGUCACCCGUCGGUGGCUUCGAAGGAUUUACCAACAGCCAAUGUGCCAAUGUGCAGAAUCAGGACAUGAAUCUCAUGGCCAUUGCAUAUCACAUGAUUUCCCCCGAGGUUUUUCGCAGGGCCAGGUAUUCCACCGAUUCCUGGUCCAAUGAGGAGAUCAUGGUGAUAUCAUCUGGAUGUGCUGCAGCUGCCAUGUUGGGAGCCUCAGUGGAGAAGACUUGCCUGCGGCACCUACAAAGCAAUUCAGCAGGUUCCAGCUGCAGCUGUACAAUUUGUGUUCAAGCUGUAGGCAUCAAGCACAGCCCCACAACACGUCAGCAAGAGGCCAUGGUCGUCCUGUCGCUGGGUGAGGAUGCUGUCCCGCAUGCACGGGCGGCUUCACCAGCGCUGAAUGCUGGAAGCGGAGGUCUCCAGAAACUCCAGAAACUUCGGCCAGGAAUCUUCCCGAAGCCCAAGGACGCCCAAGCCUCGCCGUCGGAUGGUGAAUGUUUUUUGGGGAGGAUCAUCCCCAUAGGCCCUAGGACCGAGCCUCCACCGGCCGCCAUGGCUGCGACGGCCGCGCCAACGGCUGCUCCGGUGCCGGCCACGCCGCCCGCGGAGAAGGUGUUUGCGGCGAAGGUGGAAAAGAGGGUGGAAAAGAAGGCGCAGACGUGGCGAAAUCUCGACAUGCCUCAGUCGGCGCGCGACAGCGCACCCUUGUCGCAGAAUGGGACUCCAAUGGAGAAUCCUGAAGGCCACAACACUGACGGGGCGGGCGCCAAGAUCGCACGUGCAGCGCUUCUGGAGCUGACACAGGCGCACUUCGACUGGGCGCCAGUUGCCAGCAAUUUAGAGGCUUUCCAGACGGGCAACGAGACAGCAGCCUUGCAGGCCCAGGGAGCAUCCACAGCCUUGGGUCAGCUGAUGCGAAGUCGACAAGGUCUGGAGAAUCUGUCGGGGUUUGAUGAGAAAACCAGCCGCUAUUUGCAGCAAACACUGAGCAACCUGGCAGCGUUCAACUCGCUGCACAGCGCCAUCCCACUGAACACGAUCAGCCCUGGCGUUGUGCCCGGCGCUGCCGACAGGGUGCAUUUUCCGCGGGAGGAGCAGCGGCAGCUGGUGGCCGGUGAUUGGAGGCGCAUUCAGCAACGGUCGAAGUCCUUGAAGAAGCCUGCAGGUCCUGAGCCCGUUGUGGAUGACAAGAAGGACAGGAAGGAGGCAGCGCCUAAGGCGCAGCUUCCAAAGGCGCCUCGUUUUUGGAAACUACGAGGUAGAAAUGCUUCAACUUCUGAGACCAACGAACCAACAGAAGAUGAGGAGUCGAAGGACUGUACGCGUACGUCGUACGCGAAAGCAGCGAAAAAUGCCAGUACCAUGGAGCCCCGGAGAUGGGAUUUCUCCGAGCUGGUGGUGAUGAAUGCUGGCAUCAUCGGCGCGAACAUGUGUCCCAAUGGCAGGGGGUCCUACACAAAGAUCCUCUUGAGCUUUUUUGAAGAGCUACUAGCACCGGUAGUCAAUGGCCAAGUUGGAGAGGCUGAGGUGGCUGCAGACAUCGUGGCGCUUCGCUUCUUUCGCGAAGCACAGGGUGAAGUGCAGUUCAAGGAUUUUAAAACCUCCAUGUUGGCUUCUGCUAGGGCAUUGUUGCCGGAUACUUGGGACACUACCCAUGAGACCGCUUGGAUUGCCGCGUGGGACUGCAUCGCCGAGCAAUUGGAGAGGGCCAUCCCCCUGCCUUGCAGAUACGUCAAGGCUGUGCAGCACUUCGUGGCAGGCUUGUCCAAGGAGCAACGACAUCAGCUGGGUGUCAAGACCUUUGAUCGCCUCUUUCGUGAGUCGGAGGUGUCCAGCUAUUUUAAGUCGUCCAAUAUGCGCCUGGCUUUCAUCGUGAAGCAAGCUCUAGACUAUUCUGCGAGGCUCUUCGAUGAGCCUGCGCAGAUGGUAGAGGAGAUGCAAGCACUGGGGCUGAAACACAUCAUGUUUCAGGCGCAAGCGAAGUUCUUUCAUCCAUGGGCUUCGGCCCUGGUCGCCGAAGUCCAGCAAAUCUGCCAAGACGAAGAGGUGGUUGAAGGGAUGAACUAUGCCAUGUGCAUCAUUGCGAGCAUCAUGGGCCAAGCCGUUGAGACUGGAAGCACUCCUGUCUUGCAGGCCGUGGCGAACGAUGACGUGAAGGCUCUGAAGAGGGCUCUUCAGGCAGCGCCCCGCGCUGCGCGUUUUGAAGCAGCGCUCGGCAGCGCCCAGGGACUCCGAUAA